AUGAAUCCCCUCAACCUGACCAAUAUUGAUAUAACUUCCCAUGAUUUCCACACAAUGCGACUUUUCUAUACCUCUAUGGAACAAGUCCACACUCUGCUGGUUCUGCUCAUCGCCCUGGUGGUCCCUUUGAUGAUGGUGCUGAUUUUGGUGCUAGUGUAUAAACUGCAUGCAAUGAGAAGACGGGUGAUCCCUUCAGUCCGGCUGGAAGAGGAGUUCUCCGAUUACGAUUUGUUUGGCGCUUGGGCCAAGGAACAUUUGAUUUUGGACGUGUAA
Molecule: messenger RNA, 273 nt
Organism: Bursaphelenchus xylophilus (pine wood nematode)
Lineage: Eukaryota; Metazoa; Nematoda; Chromadorea; Rhabditida; Aphelenchoididae
Source: the annotation of a GenBank genome assembly